GGACAUGGCAGCUUCAAAGAUAGCACAGUGAGCUUGGAUUUGUCACGGAUUGUCCCCAAAAAUGUGGGGACAGCUCUCCGCGCCGACCCCCCCCGCGCGCUGAUUGGCCGGGGCGCGGCGCCCCGCGCGCUGAUUGGCUGCGGCGCGGCGUUAUGGCGCCCCGAAGAGGAGCUGGACGGCUGCGAGCCCGAGGCCGAGCGCGGCCCCGCCGCCGAUUCGCUGCCCGGGACCCCUCCCGGGCCUCCGGACGGGCUCCGGCAGGACUCGCUGGAGCUCAUCAGCCGCUACCUGCGGGAGGUGGCGGGAGAGGCGCAGCCCAGCGCUAAGAAGCUUUUUCCGGGGCUCCUGGGUGGGCCCGGCCGGCCCGGCGCGGCGGGGGAUGCGGUGAUGGAGAAGGCGCUGGAGACGCUGCGGAGGGUCGGGGACGGCGUCAUGAGGAAACACGAGCUCGCCUUUCAAGGUGUGUGUGGGUGGGGUACUCCGGGAGGAGGGGGAGACCCCCCCGGGCCCCCCUUUGGGCCUGUCCCGGUAGCCGGAGGGGGUCGGGGCCGGGGGUGAUGCCCUCGGGGUUGGGGUCUCGGCGGGGUCAGGGCUGGGGCGCGGCCUUGGCUCGGAAAGGGUUAAAUGAAAGCGGUUGGGAAGCGCUGAGAAACGAAAGUGAACUUUGUUCCGCGGGGAGGAGGAGAAGCCGCUGCUGCUGUGUGCGGGGGAGAUAACGUGGUUACAGAUUAGCCCCGGCUCGGCGGAUCGUCCCCGGCGGGCUCCGGAGCCUCGGCCCCGUUCAGGGCCAGCGGGGUUUACUGCGGGAAUUCUUCUGGGUGACGUGCUCAUACAGCCAUGCAAUGGUUUGGGUUGAAACAGACCCAAAAACUCAUCCAGUCCCAUGAGCAAGGACAUUUUCCACCAUCCUAGCCCUGUCCAGCCUGGCCCUGGGCACCUCCAGGGAUCCAGGGCAGCCACAGCUGCUCUGGGAAAUCUGUUUUCAUGUAUAUAAAGUGUCCAAAGAUUAGUUAGCUCGGGAUUUCCAGCUUGCCCAGUUCAGGUGCAAGGGGGUUUUUAAUGGGGGAAUUCUUCUGGGUGAUGUGCUCAUACAACCAUGGAAGGGUUUGGGUUGAAACAGACCCAAAAACUCAUCCAGUGCCCCUUUGCACCAUCCCAGCCCUGUCCAGCCCGGCCCUGGGCACCUCCAGGGGCAGCCACAGCUGCUCUGGGAAAUCUGUUUUUAUGUGUUUAAAGUGUCCAAGGAUUAGUUAGCUCAGGAUUUUCAGCCUGCCCGGUUUAAGUGCAAGGGGGUUUUUAAUGGGGGAAUUAUUCUGGGUGAUGUGCUCAUACAACCAUGGAAUGGUUUGGGUUGAAAUAGAUUUUAAAACUCCUCCAGUCCCAAAAGCAAGGACAUUUUCCACCAUCCCAGGGUGCUCCAAGCCCUGCCCAGCACUGCCAGGGAUCCAGGGGCAGCCCCAGCUGCUCUGGGAAAUCUGGUUUUUAUGUAUUUAAUCCAAAGAUUGGUGAGCUCAGGAGUUUCAGAUCCUCACCCCGUCCCAGUUUAGGUGCAAGGGGAUUUUUGAUGGGGUCAAUGUGCUCACAGAACCACGAGAGCCAUGGAGUGCUUUGGGUUGAAACAGACCCAAAAACUCAUCCAGUGCCCCUUUGCACCAUCCCAGCCCUGUCCAGCCCGGCCCUGGGCACCUCCAGGGGCAGCCACAGCUGCUCUGGGAAAU
This is a messenger RNA of Pyrgilauda ruficollis (rufous-necked snowfinch), 1718 nucleotides long. Its product is annotated as induced myeloid leukemia cell differentiation protein Mcl-1 homolog. The record is from RefSeq and is a predicted model, not a curated record. The annotation marks the transcript as partial. Gene Ontology annotation, biological process: regulation of apoptotic process. The transcript has a single exon. Lineage: Eukaryota; Metazoa; Chordata; Aves; Passeriformes; Passeridae.